AGUAACAAGUUUUAAUCUCGCUCCUCAGUACUAACAGGGGCUAAUCUGGAAGCAGCUGCUUGUGUCACCCAGGGUGCAGCCACCCCAGGCUCUGCUGGAAGGGUUUGCUUUCAAAUCCAAAAUCUUAUCAAUUUUUCUUCUUCUGUGCUUACUACCUGAGAACAUAGUCAUUACAGAUAAGUUGUAGAUGGUGAAAACUCCUACUUGCAAAAGGACUUACUCUCUUCUGACAAGGUAGCAGGAGAAACCUGUAUAUUCGUCCUGUGCUUUUUCCUUUCUUGUUUGUUUUCCUAGACAGGUGUUGGACGCAAGACAGCAUGAAGGGAUCUGUGCUCCUACUGUUCCUGGCUUUGUGUGCCGCCAAACCCUCCUUUCGUCCUUCGUACAUGACACUCAAGAACAUGAUGUUGAAGGACAUGGAAGAUGCAGAUGAUGAUGAUGGUGAUGAUGAUGACACUGAUUCUGAAAACUCUCUUUUUCCAACGAGAGAGCCAGUGAACCCCUUUUUCCCAUUCGACCUGUUUCCAACAUGUCCAUUUGGAUGUCAGUGCUACUCAAGAGUUGUACACUGUUCUGACCUAGGUUUGUCCUCCAUCCCCAGCAACAUUCCCAUGGACACUCGAAUGAUUGACCUUCAAAACAAUAAGAUUAAGGAGAUUAAAGAAAAGGAUUUUAAAGGACUCACUUCACUUUAUGCCUUGAUUCUGAACAACAACAAGCUAACAAAGAUUCACCCCAAAGCCUUUAUAACCACAAAAAAGCUACGAAGACUAUACUUGUCUCACAAUCAACUAAGUGAAAUACCACUUAAUCUUCCCAAAUCCUUAGCUGAACUCAGAAUUCAUGAUAAUAAAGUCAAGAAAAUACAGAAGGACACAUUCAAGGGAAUGAAUGCAUUACAUGUUCUAGAAAUGAGUGCAAAUCCUCUUGAUAACAAUGGGAUUGAACCAGGAGCCUUUGAAGGGGUGACAGUGUUUCAUAUCAGAAUUGCAGAAGCAAAACUGACCACAAUCCCUAAAGAUCUACCAUCAACUUUAUUGGAGCUCCAUUUAGAUUAUAACAAAAUUUCGACGGUGGAACUUGAAGAUUUUAAAAGAUACAAAGAUCUUCAAAGGCUGGGCCUAGGAAACAACAGAAUCACAGACAUUGAAAAUGGGAGCCUGGCUAACAUACCACGUGUAAGAGAGAUACAUUUGGAAAACAAUAAACUGAAAAAAAUCCCUUCAGGAUUACAGGAGUUGAAAUACCUCCAGAUAAUUUUCCUUCAUUCCAAUUCAAUUGCCAAAGUGGGAGUGAAUGACUUCUGCCCAACGGUGCCAAAGAUGAAGAAAGCAUUAUACAGUGCAAUCAGUUUAUUCAACAACCCGAUGAAGUACUGGGAAGUACAGCCUGCAACAUUUCGCUGUGUUUUGAGCAGGAUGAGUGUGCAGCUUGGGAACUUCAGAAAUUAAUUAAUGAGUAAUAUCCAUUUAAUAUUCAACUAAAAAUUGUUACAUUUGGAAUACUUGAACUCUAUUCAAAAUGGUGGUAGGACACAUAUACGGAAAAAAAAAUCUACUUCCACACAAGUCCAUUUAUGGACUGACUUAGUGACAAAAAAUUUCAAAAGAAUUUUGCAAAAACUAUUGACAUACCAGGAUUAAUUAAUUAAUUACAAUGCCCUUUGCAUACAAAUGAUUUUACAUAAACCUCAUGCUUGAAUAUUCUUUCUCAGUAAUCAGAUUAAGACAUUCAGUGUUUAACUUAAGUUUGUCAUCAAGUGCAUUUUAAAAAGAGCUGUACUGUAAAUGGAAUGCUUGACCUGAUAAAGCUGUGCUCUUGCAUUUGCUGUGGGAAAACAGAGAUUGAUGAGUUUAUCUGAAGAAUGCAUUGCACUAUUCUUGUUCUUUCACUAAUAGCUCGGGGGUUACUGCAAUAGUUCUCAUGUUGAAGAAUGGUUUGACAUUUUAAUCACAUUCUCAUGUCUUACAGCCUUCCUGUCUAAAACGAAUCCCUACUAGCGGCUUCAGCAAAUGUUCAUUAUGAACUCAACAGAGUAGUUGGUUCUCAGGCGAUCGCAUCUGCUUUUCUUUCCUAACUAUUAUUACUACCUGAUCAUAAAACCUCUACAAAAUGUGUAGUGAUGGUUGAUAUAAAAUAUGUUACUCACAUUUUUAUUAUCACAGUUAUGAUAAGCUUUUCAGAGUAUGUUGAUUGUCAGGUUAUAUAACAUUGUUGCCUCAAUGCUAAGGAAACACGUCAAGAUGUUCCUUUGGAUGACUGGUUGGAAGAGCCUCGACAGUGUCCAUUCUACACCAAAUUGUCUCCUAAGAUAUGCACAGACUGGAAAACUCAGAAAAAGAUCCACUGUGAUUUAAAGGGCAGGGUAUUAAGUAAAGCAUACAGAAACUAAAAGCUCUGUAUCAAACGU
Erinaceus europaeus (western European hedgehog) is the source of this 2410-nucleotide messenger RNA. It is a transcript of the gene ASPN, whose product is annotated as asporin. The transcript is spliced from 9 exons. Bases 318 to 1451 code for a protein of 377 amino acids. Gene Ontology annotation, molecular function: protein binding. Lineage: Eukaryota; Metazoa; Chordata; Mammalia; Eulipotyphla; Erinaceidae. The record is from RefSeq and is a predicted model, not a curated record.